AUGACCCAGAGGGCUUCUCCUGUGUUCACAGGAUUUUGUGUAAACACCUCGCAGAGUGAGUCUUUCGAUCCCUCUCCCCGGGGCCGCGACGGCCCUUGGCGUCACGUAGAGACCUUUCCCAGAGCUCGCGGGGUGGAAGCGGCGUCGGGCAGGACCAGAUGGACUGGCCCCCAGCCUCUGGUAGACACACCGCCGGCUCGCCAGGCUGGAGAACUUUGCGAAGCGCCCCAAACCGCUCCGGGUUUCCACUUUCAGCCAUUUCUCUCCUUUUCCCCUCACCAAGAGCGGGGACGGAGCAAGCUUUCGCCACCUGUCUCUGGCACCCGCCGAGGGAAGACAGGCCAAUGGAAAGAGGGCAGAGGUUCACACCCCACCCCCGAACCCCCGCUCCUGGCUGCCCGGAGGUGGCUCCACAGCCCGAGGGAACCGACGCCCCCGGGCCGGCUGCCUUCUCCCCCACGGCACGGGCCCCACCCCCAAUCCUUCCGGCGCCCCAGCGCCCACCCACCCGGGCGCGGGAGUGGGAGGGUGCGGCGUGGGCAGCCGGAGCAACAGGCGUGGGAGCAGCACUCCUCGCACUUCUGGCUCCAGAAGGCUCGGUCGCGUCCCUCUUACCUUCCGCGAAGCCAGCCCGGGCCCCGCGCCCGGCGCCCUGCGCGCGAGGAAGCUGCGGCCGGGAGCCGGGGCCGCGGAGGCGCCGAGCGCCCAGCAGCGCGGGGAAGCGCCCAGCAGCCGCCGCUCGCGCGGCUCCUCCUCGCCAGCGAAGUCUCGCUCGCUGCCUCCCUCGCUCGGUCGGUUCGUGCGUCCGUCCGUCCGUGGGGCCCUCCCUCCCCCGCCGCCACUGCCGCCGCCACUGCCGCCGCCACUGCCGCCGCCACUGCCGCCGCCGCCGCUGCCGCAGCCUCCGCCGCUCCAGCCCCGGCUCGGCAGCGCGUCCCCUCCCCGCCUCGCCGCUCCGCUCGCGGGCUCGCGGGCUCCCUCGCUCGCUCCCUGCCCCCGCCGCUGCCGGCGCCGCGCCGAGCGGAGCCCGGCCGGCCGCGGGCUGCCUCUCCCGAGGUCCCUUUCCCGAGGGGGGAGGUGGUGGGGGCGCGGCGCAGGCGGGGCGGGGAGGAGAGGAGAGUCCGGGGGAGGCGGCAAGGCUGCGCCCUCGGCUCCCUUCCGAUCCCCGCGGGCCCAGCGGCCCGAGGCCGGGCCGGAGAGCGCCGAGCCGCCAGGCAGCGGAGGGAGAGAGGAGGAGGACCCGGAGUCUCGCCGCGGGAGGGUGCCCAGGGCGAGGGCGUGCGAGGGGGAGUGACUCCGCGCGCGAGGGGCAGCAGCACCUGCUUGAGACCAAGCCCGGCGACCUGGCAAGGUGGGGCCCCCUACCGCGCAAGCUUUGCGGCUGGUCCCCGGCUCUCAGCUCCGAGGGCAGAGGCUGAAGAGCUGGGCAUGUGAGCUUUUAUUCAGUUGCUAUUAGAGUUUAUUUCACCUCGGUUCAUGAGCAUGUAAAGAAGGAAGAUGGGCCCGCAGGAAGCUGCUGGCAG
Molecule: messenger RNA, 1523 nt
Organism: Nomascus leucogenys (northern white-cheeked gibbon)
Lineage: Eukaryota; Metazoa; Chordata; Mammalia; Primates; Hylobatidae
Product: nascent polypeptide-associated complex subunit alpha, muscle-specific form-like
Exons: 4
Coding region: 1-1434 (477 amino acids)
Source: RefSeq, a predicted model, not a curated record